AUGUCUGGUGGACACAAACAUCGUUAUAAGAAUGUGGGGUUGAGUGUGGAUGAACUGCGACGUCGCAGAGAAGAAGAAGGUGUGCAACUACGGAAACAAAAAAGAGAACAACAGUUAUUUAAACGGAGAAAUGUCAACCUGCCAGCACCUGACGCACCAGAUAUUGCUCAGCAGGAUGAAAUCAACAUAUCACCUUCGGAUGAUAUCUCUCCGGCAAUGGUGGCAGCUCUCUAUGGCGAUAACCCUCAAGAACAAAUUAUGGCAACACAAAAAUUCCGAAAAUUGUUAAGUCAAGAGCCUAAUCCACCAAUAGACGAAGUGAUACGGACUGGAAUAGUUCCUAAAUUUGUUGAAUUUCUUACGAAUAGUUCUAAUCCAACAUUACAGUUUGAAGCAGCAUGGGCUCUCACAAAUAUAGCUUCAGGGUCAUCGGAACAAACGCGUGUGGUAGUAGAGUGUGGCGCUGUAUCUGUGCUGGUGGGGCUUGUGGGGAGCGUCAGCAGCGAUGACGUACGCGAGCAGGCCGUGUGGGCGCUGGGCAAUGUCGCCGGAGACUCUCCGCGUUGUCGCGACACCGUUCUCGCUGCGGGGAUUUUACCCCCCCUGCUAGAGAUAUUAAAUAAGUAUACAAGGUUAUCUAUGACUAAGAAUGCUGUUUGGACUCUUUCAAAUUUAUGUAGAGGCAAAAAUCCUCCAACUAACUUUGAAGCUGUUGCACCAGGAAUUCCAGUCUUAGCGCGAUUGUUACACCACACUGAUGCGGAUGUGUUGAGCGACGCUUGUUGGGCGCUUUCUUAUUUGUCGGACGGACCUAACGAGAAGAUUCAAGCUGUUAUCGAUGCUGGAGUUUGUAGGCGACUUGUCGAGUUACUGAUGCACAAUAAGUCCACGGUGGUGUCGGCGGCCCUGCGCGCGGUCGGCAACAUCGUGACGGGCAACGACCAGCAGACGCAGGCGGUGCUGAACUGCAACCCGCUGCCCAACCUGCAUACGCUGCUGCGGACCGGCACCGCCGGCCUGUGCAAGGAGGCCUGCUGGACAUUGUCCAACAUCACAGCCGGGAACGCCGCACAGAUUCAGGCUGUAAUUGAUGCCAACAUAUUCCCAGCUCUUAUUGAGAUUUUAGGACAAGCUGAAUUUAAGACGAGGAAAGAAGCGGCGUGGGCGAUUACUAAUGCGACUAGCGGAGGCACUCACACACAAAUUAAGUAUUUAGUGGAUCAAGGUUGUAUACCACCCCUAUGUGACUUAUUAACAUUAACGGACGCCAAGACAGUUCAAGUGGCUCUCAAUGGGAUAGACAAUAUAUUAAAAGCAGGACAACAAUCUGACCAACGUGAUAACCCCUAUGCAGUAUUGAUUGAAGAAUGCUUUGGCUUGGAUAAAAUCGAAUUCCUCCAGUCCCACGAAAACCUGGACAUCUAUCAAAAAUCAUUCGAGAUUAUCGAAAAUUACUUUGGAUCUGAAGAGGAAGACGGUAGACUCGCUCCUACAGUAUCCUCUACUACAAACCAAUAUCAGUUUAAUACCGACCAGUCGGUCCCUAUGGGUGGCUUCCAAUUCUAA
This is a messenger RNA of Arctia plantaginis, 1566 nucleotides long. Lineage: Eukaryota; Metazoa; Arthropoda; Insecta; Lepidoptera; Erebidae. The record is from the annotation of a GenBank genome assembly.